GGACAUCGCUUCUUCUUCGUGUACGACCCGACGUGCAGAGAGCCGCUGUUUCAUUCCGCCGCCGGUGCGAGCAGCCCAGCAUCUCCUCCUGUCUCCUCCGCCGCGUAGAAUCUCUGGCCAUUUUAAUUUUUUUUUUUAAACAGACGUCAAACAAGCGGUCCUUUUCUCUCCGGCAUCCGGGAGAGAUAAGUUCGUAAAUCCCCCCCCCCAGCUGCGGCUCAGGAAAUCGACGGCUCACGCUCGCACGCGCCUCGCCUUUUCGCCUCUUCGCCUUUUCGCUUAUUCGAGCUCAUCUCUUCCCACGGGUGCGGGAAGUUCACGUCGACUUUCGUGAAGUUUUUUCUCUCGAGAGACAAGCCCCACCACCCGGCCGGCACCAUGACACGGAGAUCCUGUGCCAUCUACAUCACCGGCAUCGUGUGCGCUCACCUCCUGAUCGUGGGGAUCGCCCUGGUCGUGGCUCAAGUCUUCCAGACGAUGAUCGCCAGCCGGUUAAAAAAGGAAAUCACUUUGACGGAGAAGAGCCACUUUUUUGAGUCAUGGAAGAAUCCACCACCGCCUGUUUACAUGGAGUACUACUUCUUCAAUGUGACCAAUCCGGAGGUGUUCUUGAAAGGAGGGAAGGCAGUGCUCAAACAGAUCGGACCAUAUACCUACAGGGAAUACAGGCCGAGGGAAAACGUAACCUUCCUGGAGAACGGCACCAAGAUCUUCGCCCUGAACCCCAAAUCCUUUGUGUUUGUGCCCGAGAAGUCCGCCGGCGAUCCCACGAAGGACAUCCUCACGACUGUCAACAUUCCUCUUGUGGCGGUGAUGAACGAGCUGAAACUAAAGUACAACUUCUACACGCGUUCCUUCCUCUCCCUGUUCAUGCUCAGCAUUGAGGUGUUCAUGAAACGCAGUGUCCACGAGGUCCUGUGGGGAUUCAAAGACCCUCUGCUCUCCAAGAUCCACUCCCUGCAGAAGGACGUGGACGAGAACUUUGGCCUGAUGUACAAGAAAAAUGGCACCCAUGAAGGAGAGUUUGUCUUCCACACCGGCGAGCAGAACUACAUGGAUUUCGGCAAGAUCGACACCUGGAACGGCAUGAGAAAGAUGUCGUGGUGGUCGUCCGAUCAGAGCAACAUGAUCAACGGUACCGAUGGUGCCGUCUUCCACCCUCUGAUCAACAGGAGCGAGCUGCUCUACAUCUUCGCCGCUGAUCUCUGCAGAUCCAUUCAUCUGGCCUACGUGAAAGACGUGGAGGUGAAAGGCAUCCAGGCGUUCCGCUUUGCCCCCCCCAAUGAUGUCCUCAUGAGCCCCACGGACAACCCCAGCAACGAGGGCUUCUGCGUGCCAGCCGGAGACUGUCUCGGCACCGGGGUGUUAAAAGUCAGCGUUUGUCGAGAAGGCGCUCCCAUCGUGGUGUCUUUCCCACACUUCUAUCAAGCCGACCCCAAGUACAUCAACGCCGUCGAGGGGCUCAGCCCCAACAAGGAGGAGCACGAGACGUACCUCGACCUGCAGCCGACCACAGGAGUUCCCAUUCGUGCCUGCAAGCGAGCCCAGCUCAACAUCAUCCUGAAAAGAGUCGAAGGGUUCCCCAAAACCAGGUACAUCAACGAGACCAUUUUCCCCAUCAUGUUCGUCAAUGAGACGGCGACGAUCGACGAUGACUCGGCGUCCCAGAUGAGGACGAUGCUCCUGAUCGUGACUCUGGUUUCAAACUUCCCUUUGCUCAUCGUGGGCCUGGGCGUCAUCCUGCUGAUGGUGCUCGUAGUCCUGCUCUGCCGAAACCGCCAGAAGAAGAAUGAAGUAAAACGUAUUGUUUUUACUGAAGCUUUUCAUUCUUUUGCUACGGCAAAGGACGACACGGCUUACACUCAGGUCAGCGACAAACCGGACGAGCCUUCGGAAACGCCCGCCAACCAGCCGAUGAAGAACGGCUCCUACAUUGCCAUGUCUCCAGUGGAGCCCCAGAAGUGUUGAUGGAGAACCGCCUGGCCCCGCGUGGAGCUCAGGAAGGGGGCUGAGGGAGCAGCACAGGGGUGAUGCAUUAACCAGGGGUGGGGUUUACACACAGUGAGCUCGUUUCACAUAUUUUGGGGUAGUGCGUGUGUGGGGAGGAUAUGGAAAGGGGCGGGGCAGAACCCCCAGUAGAUGUUUAGUGAACAGAGACAAUGCUCCUCUCGCUGAGCCCUCCUAUGACUGUCUGUCCUCCUCUACUCUACCUGCUGAGCAUGGCCCUCGCCGCCUGCCGUACUGCAACACAACGAACUCCCACACCUUUACUCCUCAUUUCCGUCCUGGUCGGCCCAGAAACACGUCGGGAGGCUGGACGGGCUCGGCCAGGACAAGCCUUUUUUCCGUAACUCUUCUGAAGGACCACAGUAGCAUAGGUGUCGCUGCUGCACAAGGACGCAUGAUCUUCUGCUGACUAAAAAUGGCUGAAAGGGUGUUUCUUACUCCCCUAAACAGCAGAGGGUAUCGUAUUCUUGCUCUUUCCUCUCCAUCUGUGUUGUGUGAGGAGAAAACUUCAAACACAAAAAAAAAACCCUGUAAACUUAGGACAAAGCUGUGAGCUCUUGGGCUCCGAGGAUAACAUGGUUUUGCUAACAAAACUGAACUUGGCAUAUCCUUUUUGUAAAAAAAACGGAAAAAAAAGUCGGUCUGAGCCAAACUAUUUAUAGCAUUUUUGCCUUUUUUUCCUCCUAAGAUGAAUGGGUGCGUGCACACAAACACACACAUCGCACUUCCAAGUAUGUGUUGGUGAGAGUGUUGGUGCACCUUGACGAACACAUCGACGUCCUGCUGUGAUGGACGAUGCUCAACUGGUUUUCUUGAUGCAGGCGCGAUGUCCCAUGACACCUGAUAUACUCGUGAUUUCAACCCCACUUCCUCCAUUUUUUUUUUUUUUUUGUCAACCUCACUUUUUUCCCUUAAACACUAGUUACACAAAUGAAACGCUCAGUUUCUUUUCAGAGUCCUAAUCAGCUGAAGUAGCUAGAUAUGACAUCACCAACAGUAGCUCGAUAAAAUCGAACCUCUAGGCUUCUUCACACAUUCAGAACAAAAAGGGAGAUCACAACAACCACAGAUCUUACACGGGAGACUUGAACCUGCUUUCUGCCUUACAACGGUUCAGUGUGUUCGUUAUGUUUCAUAACUAUAUAAGCUGGAAAUCUCUUUUCGCCAUUGUACAUAUUUAAGGGGAGACGUUACAGAGAUACCUCUGACCAAAUCCAGCCAGCAGUCCUCCUCUAGGUGUGCAGGGAGACGCUGACUUUGCUCUGGUGUCGGCCGCUCCUGCACAUCUACACUGUUACUUAUUAGAGAAAGCACAAUUUGGAUUUGCUAAAAAAAAAACCAGGCCGGAACGCAAGGCCACCAGGGUUUUUUUGGGGGGGACCUAUUAUAAUUCUGAUAUAUUUACAGCGUGUUAUGUCAAAGACACUGUCAAGUGCCGUGACUCUUCCCCGCUCGCCGCUGUGCAGUCGUACAGUUUGCCAAGGAACCUGUUGGCAUUCAGGCAAACGCAGCACUUGAAUCACUGUUUGUCUUACGGUUCCUGUCGUGGUGUCCAGUUCCUUCUGUCCGCCACACUCGUCUCGUCACACGUCAAAACUCGUCGGUGUUCGCCAGCGGGAAGUGAAUUCGGGGCCGUGACUCUGUCAACGUGGAAAGUUCCCUGCACUUUGCCUGCAUAUUGUGCCCUGUGUGUUAUUUUGUUUCUUUGUCCUCGUCAUUUCGAUGAAGGUGCUCCAUGAGUUCAGUACAUUUCCCUGUUUGUCCUGGCUAGUAUUGGUUCUGUUGAUGUUUUCCAGGACAGCAGACGUCCCUGCCUCUGUGUUAACUUGCUUCUCAGCACAUAGAGUGUCUUCUUUUGAUAUACUUUUUGUAUUUGUCAUUGCUGCUAAAAAAAAAAAAAAAUGCCAUAACCUAUGGACUUGUAUUCAACCAUAACUUGCUCGUAUUCAGGUCGACUCACACAGGCUUUUAUUUUUUAUCCACGUCUUAAAUCUUUAACGGUUUUUCUGUGUUGACUUGAGCCUUUCGACCCCCGAGCACAAGAUACAAAGCCCUAAGCUUGCUGCCAUUUAUUGGACUUAGCAGUUAUCACUAACCACAUUUUUGUAAAGCUCUCACAGUUAACCAGUCAUUCCUCUACUAGGGGACCAUAUCACAUGUAUCACUGGGGUUUAUGAAGGGGUUAGUUAACUUAGACAGAAAGGACGAGCCCGCUUCAGCAUCAUCGGAGAUUGGGGUCGGAAGUCGUUUAAAAACACUGUGGUGGAGAAUCCUUUAAAGCAGAAGUUCAACACUGGGAAAGGCGCUUGUUCCGCUUCUUGUGGAGAGAAGGAAGAGGAGAUCGAGUUCCUCUGCUCAACAUGAAACUGGAGAUGUUUCGCUUAGCCUAGCACAAAAACUAAACCGCAUGGAUCUGUCCGAAGGAAACAAAAUCCAACACAAAGCAGUCGAUGAACACAAUAUAUUUUCAAGCUAAAAAUUUGACUUUAGAUUAUCAAAGGUGAGACUGUGCUUCUUUCCUUGGUCUUGAACUAUAGACAAAUUUAAUAUUUUUUAUACUACACUGUCAGUUGGAUAAAACACAACUUUUGACGAUGUCUCUUGAAGGACGUUGUCAUUUUAACAGUUAAAAAAAAAAAGUGAAAAUGACUUGGUCCCAUAACUGAAAAGAGUUUUUAAUGACUGGAGAAAAGCGAGAGUCGGACCAAAUCUUAAGCUUAAAGAAUCUUUGCUCGCUCCAGCUUCGUGUUUGAUGCACAGAUUGGUGAAUCUCUCAUCCGACUCUCCACCAGCUGACGAAGCAGCGUGUUUCCAGUGUGGUUGAACUCUUUCUUUAAAGUGAAAUCGAUUCACUAAAGGCCUUUUACAUUUCACUUACAUGAAUGAACCUCCACCUUGUUCAAACUCAUAGUUCAUCGUUAUUCACCUUUUUAAAAUCUUCUUGAACCUGAAAGACCUUAAUCCCAAAAGGCGCAUGUCUGUGUGUGUUGCUUGUACAAUGUCUGUUCAAGCACACACACACACACACCUGAGCCAUCACCGCUCCACCCGUCUGACUUCGACUACAUUGACCUUUGAGUCCAAUCCUUCAAACCCAUUGGCUCGUCCCUGCUUGACCAAAGAUAACCCACAUAGAUCUGCCCCAGCGCGGUGUUGACUCUACUCUGCGAUAACGGCUGUGCCACAAAACGACCGCCUACCUUUUUUUCUUCUUGUUUGAAUUGUGCCACCACUUAUGUGAAGUAUUUACAACAGUGUUAUGUGUGCGUGGAAGCAUGAAUGUGCCUUUUUUACAUCAAGGCAAAAACCAUAUAUAAAUCCCAGUAUGAUGUAUAUUGCUUUUCACCACCCAGUGCAAAAGGAAAUAACUAAUCACUAUCACAAUGCUCUUUGUGAGCAGAGAGUCAAUCUCAGUAUAGAGCAAUACAGAGCUGUGUAACAUAAAUUGUGGAUGUUUUGUACGGGGCCACAUAUUAUUUAUGUACUUUCUUUCCUGAGAUUUUUGAUGGUUUAACUCGUGUAUGAGUAUUUUCCCUUUUCUUUAGUGUGAUUGUAGUUGUUUUAUUUUGUUACGUUCUGCUUGAGUUCCGAGCACAUUUCAUUUCAUCAUUUCAAUUUUUUCACACUGAAAAAAUAACAAAACAGUAAGUGUAAAUGUUGGACCAGUCAGAGCCCUGUAAAAAAAAAUUCUGAGUGUCCAUGAAUGGUUUCAUUUGGGUGUUUGUGUUUUGAGUAUGAGAACCAAUGAGUUAACACUUGUAUGUGGAGCCAAAUGCACCAUUUCUGUCAAACUGGGGUGAUUUACUGGAAGGCUGAUUAUCUUGAUGACUGAGUAAAGUAAAGCAUUGAUGCUGUGUAAUCUGUCUAGAUGAAUGACGCCCACCUUCAGGGAUGAGCACUAGUGCCAUACCAUCCUUUUCUUUCUUUCCUUUAUUUGCUCCUCUGUGUAACAAACCCCCGUCUCGAUGUUCUGAAGUCACUAACAGACAUUUCCUCUUAAGAUAUACUAAUUUUGUUUUGCUGCUGAAAAUGACAAUCCCCUUGUCAUGUUGGGUGCAAAAUGAUUUCAAAGUAAUAUCCAUUUUUAGUUUUGAUAAUUUACACUGCACAGAUGUUUCUACAGUCCUUUUGUAAACAUUUCUAGUGUAUUUGCAAAAAAUAAAAGUUGCACCGAAGUGCAAAAGUUCA
This is a messenger RNA of Platichthys flesus (European flounder), 6195 nucleotides long. It is a transcript of the gene scarb2a, whose product is annotated as scavenger receptor class B, member 2a. NCBI's taxonomy places the organism in Eukaryota, Metazoa, Chordata, Actinopteri, Pleuronectiformes, Pleuronectidae. Gene Ontology annotation, cellular component: membrane; cytoplasm; lysosome. The transcript has 13 exons. The record is from RefSeq and is a predicted model, not a curated record. Gene Ontology annotation, biological process: receptor-mediated endocytosis; protein targeting to lysosome. Gene Ontology annotation, molecular function: scavenger receptor activity. The coding region runs from base 379 to 1968 and encodes 529 amino acids.